Messenger RNA from Closterium sp. NIES-65, 1020 nucleotides. Lineage: Eukaryota; Viridiplantae; Streptophyta; Zygnematophyceae; Desmidiales; Closteriaceae. The record is from the annotation of a GenBank genome assembly.
AUGGCAGCUUCUAGAACGCUGCUGGCAGCACGUUGGCAGCGUCAGGCUGUCCUCUACGAGGAGAUGCCUCGUAGAGGAGCGGCUCGGCACCUGUGGAUGGGGCACUCUGGCUGGGGGGGGCUCUCUAACCAUGCGCAGGUACCCCUAGGCAAGUCCUCACCUCGUCCUCAUGUGCAGGUGAAUAACUACGGGCGAAUUAACUCGCCCGACGAUGACAUCCGCGUAGCCAUGGCGAAGAACGCGAGCAAGGCGGGAAGUCCUACCGCCGCCUCCGGUGCGAGCUGUGACGGGGAAGACGGAGACGAAGCACACGGCGACGACGCCAAGGAGGAUUGGCCGGAGAACGGCCACGAUGACAGCGCUUCGGGCGACGAAUUUGGUACUGCCGACAUCGAGGAGGACGAAUGGUGGAAUCAGCCGGUCAGGAGCCACGACGAGGUGGAAGAGUGGCGGGCUGGUGAUUCCGACAACGACGGAGGUGAAGAUGCUCGCGGUGACAACGCGGAGGCACAGGAAGCGGCGGUGGAUGCGAAUGAGGCUGCCGACGAGGCGGCGGCGGAACUCGAGACAGAGGCGCCUGCGGAUGCGGACGCGGUGGCGGAGGCGGACAAGGUGGCUGCGGAUGCCGUCUUAUUUGAGGGUGAGGGCGACGACGACGACCCGUGGAGCCUUGGGACAGACGACGACGUUCCGCUACUGAAGCGGAGGCUGCGCCAUCGCCUACAGUCCACGACGAAGCGCGCCCGCGUGGUGCUCUGUGACGACGACAGUCCCGGGGAGGAGCGUCGCCCCCUACUCACCGCUGCAGAGAAGGGAAAGGCAAAGGUCGUGGAAGCCCCAACUAAGUCCCUUGCUAAGGCCCCUGCAAAGGCCCCUGCUCGUGGCCGCACAAGCAACAAGAAGCGCAAGGACGACGGAGACCCUGGAUCCAGCAAGGGUGCGGCAAAGAAAAAGGCGAAGAAGGCGCCGAAUCCUGACGACAUCAUCGUCAACGAGGCGUUGGGCAACGACGAUGAGUAA